Messenger RNA from Wyeomyia smithii (pitcher-plant mosquito), 3705 nucleotides. RefSeq names its product spondin-1. The transcript is spliced from 9 exons. Gene Ontology annotation, biological process: cell adhesion. Gene Ontology annotation, molecular function: serine-type endopeptidase inhibitor activity. Gene Ontology annotation, cellular component: extracellular matrix. Lineage: Eukaryota; Metazoa; Arthropoda; Insecta; Diptera; Culicidae. Bases 608 to 3283 code for a protein of 891 amino acids. The record is from RefSeq and is a predicted model, not a curated record.
GUCUGGUGUAGCAAGAUUCGCAAUAUUAUUUCGCCACUAGCCGUUCGCAUUAUUCAGUUUAUUUUUGACUGUCGAGCCGUUCGGACGCGAAACUCAGCAGAAUCUAGAGGCAGCGGAAAAGUUGGUGAUUUUAGAUCGCAGCAAGUGAGAUAAACAAAAAAAAAACGGUAAUAAUAACAUAGCAUCGAGAAGAAAAAAGUGAGGUGCUUCGAAUAACAUUCCGAUAUCGUUGUGACAAAAGCGUGUAAAAGUGUGCAAAGCGUCCGUGCAUCCGUGAGGUGGAGGCGUUGUGAAGUGAAAGCAGUUAUACCAGGAUUACUACACAAACCCCUCUAACAGCGAAAGAGAUUGGAUUACUCGGCGGGAUAUCAACUGCCGAGAGUGACAGAGACCGAGCGGAAGUCGUACGGGAAAUUAUCAACUUGAUCUGGCAGUGGACCCAUCAGGCGGAAAAUAUAGCCUGCAGAGCGGACUCCAGAAUAACUACUCGGCUGGUUUAGGAGUGAAGCACGGGUAGGAUCAGAUGGUUCAAACAAGCAGCAUCGCACAGCCGCUGUGCAUUUGCUAGGCGAAUGUAGUUCACGCGUCCGCUAUCACUUGUCGUGCAAUGAAUUCACACACAACAGCAACGGCGAGCGUUUUCCGGGCCUUCCGGGCGUCGCUGGUUUUCGGACUGCUCAUCCUGCUCAUUGGCUUGGUGGGACAACACGUGACGGAUGCUAUAAGAUGUGACCGGACACCGGAGGGCGCAGGAGCUAGCAAAUCACCCGCCGAUGGUCGCUUCCGGUUGCGUAUCUCCGGUAACCCAGAAAAGUACGUCCCCGGGGCAUCAUACACAAUAAGCCUCGUUGGGAUCCGCUCGAUGCAGGUACCGCACAAAUUCUCGGGAUUUUUCCUGGCAGCCGAGAAAGAAAUGUCGCUGAUUCGUCCUGACCAGUCGCUCAACGGAGAUCCGCACACGGUUGGCACGUUUCAUCUGCUCGGUGACGGACAGACCAAAUUUAGCGAACGCUGUCCGAAUGCCGUCACCCAGACGAGUUCGAUUCCGAAGAGCGAAAUUCAGGUCAACUGGGUAGCUCCCCCGGCCAGGAGUGGCUGCAUAGCGAUUCGGGCGACGGUAGUCGAACAUCGGGACGUCUGGUACAUGGACGAUGGACCGUUAAGUAAGAUUCUCUGCGAAGAUGAAGCUGAUUCGGUGGAUACGCAGCCGGCAGUACUGAAAGAGUGCUGUGCGUGCGAUGAAGCCAAGUAUGAACUGACCUUCGAGGGACUCUGGUCUAGGCAUACACAUCCGAAGGACUUUCCUUCAAAUGGGUGGCUAACGAGGUUCAGUGAUGUUAUUGGAGCUUCCCACACGGUCGACUACCGUUUUUGGGAGUACGGUCAGAUCGCGAGUGAGGGCUUGAAGCAGGUUGCGGAACACGGAUCGACAAGGACGUUGGAGAGCGAGCUGAAGAAUGAGAGUGCCAAAAUCCGCACCAUCAUCAAAGCUCGUGGUAUAUCGUAUCCAAACGUAACCGGAAAGACUUUUGCGGUGUUUCGGGUGGAUUCCAAUCAUCAUCUGGUUUCGAUAGUAUCAAUGAUUGAUCCAUCACCUGACUGGAUUGUUGGAGUGUCGGGCUUAGAAUUGUGCCUCUCAAACUGUACCUGGAUUGAGAAUAAAAUUCUGAAUCUCUAUCCGUGGGAUGCCGGAACGGACGGUGGACCAACCUAUAUUUCACCGGACCAACCGAAUAAUCCUCCGGAUGUAAUUCGCAGAAUUAAAGCGAACCAUCCGAACGAUCCCCGGUCACCGUUCUACGAUCCCACUGGAGCUGAGAUGAAACCUUUGGCAAGAAUUUACCUUUCCAGGCAAAGAUUAUACGAGAAAAACUGCGACGUAGAUAACGAAGAAGACAGUAACGAAAAACAAGCUUGUGAAACGGAACCAUGGGGCGAAUGGACGGAAUGUAGUUCGCGUUGUAACAAGGGCAAGCAGUUCCGUCGUCGGAUCUACAAGCAUCCACUGAAGGCUACGAAUGCCAAUUGCAAGAGGAAGCUUACCGAUCGGCGGCCUUGUGUAGGACAAGAACGAGACUGCGAUUUCGUUCCCAGCCAGGAGAUGGAUGAAAACUAUCCGAGCGAGGGAGAAUGCGAGGUCACUGAGUGGGGCCCUUGGAGUGAGUGCAGCACCCCUUGCGGCAAAGGCAACAAAACUCGAUCGCGCAAGUAUAAGAAAAAGGGAGCUAGAAAGAAGUGUGAGCGAUUACCGAGUCCCCCGGUGCUGCAGCAGACCAUGCCUUGUAGCAAAGAGUGCGCUGGGGAUAUCUCUCAACCGGUGAUCAGUGCCGAUAUCAACCCCAAAUGUAGGAUGACACAAUGGUCCGAGUGGGGACCCUGCAGUGUAACGUGUGGUCUUGGUCGAAUGAUGCGAACGAGAAUGCCGAUCAGCCUGUCACUGAACACGAGACUGCAUCAUAAACGGUUCGUAAAUUAUUAUUUAACGAAACGACGUCCCGUUGCUAACGACGAGGACGAGGAAGAGGAGGAAGAAGAUGACCCUGAUAACAGCAUGCAAAUAACCGACCCGAAUGAUCCAUGCUACGGGGUAGAGACCGUCGAGGAAGUUACCUGUGGUCACGAUCUUCCACCUUGUGAAAGUUUGUACGGUGUACCAGAACUGUGCUAUCUAGAACCAAAACCGGGCAACUGUCGGGAUUCGCAGCCACGCUGGUACUUUGACAAUGAAAAGAAUGACUGCUCGAUGCUUUUCUUCACCGGAUGUGGUGGCAAUAAUAACAAUUUCAUGUCUCGGGAGGACUGUCUGGAUACCUGCAGUAAAGACCGCAAGUUUACCAACAUACCUAUUCGGGAUCAGAUCAGUACCAAUUCGGACUCAGACUUUAAGCGAGAUUGCAAAACUUCUCACUGGAGACACGGUCCUUGUAAUGCAACCUGUGGCGAGGGAUUCCGUUUGAAAUCGCGGACUAUUUUGUCUCAACCCAUCAACGGUGGUCAACGUUGUCCGCGCAAGCUGCGCAAGGUGGAACGUUGCUUCGUCCACUGUGAUUCCUCGCGGCACGAUACGAAUCCGUCGUGGGGUCCCAGCACGCGCUAUUCACCCGAACCGAUCGAGUGCGAGUACUCGGCUUGGUCGGCAUGGUCGCCAUGUAGUAAAACCUGCGGUGAUUUUGCCGUCCAACAGCGCACCCGCUACGUACUGAAUCCGGAGAAUGCUCGACACUGUCCGCACAGGCUGGAGGAGCGGAAGUGUGAUAUAAUGCCUUGCUUGCUAGGCAAGUGAGGGACCGAACUGCGUGAAUGGAUCAUCACUCUUAUUUGGCUUUGGAUCGUCACUAUAACUGUUUAACGACUGUAUUAUAUUACACUUCUGGUUUUUAUUUGUUUUGCAUGCUAUUAAUGCAACAGUUUAGUUUAGUAUGUUGACUUUUAACUCAGUCAUUUUAAGCAUAAGCAAGAUGGGCUGUUCUGAAACGAAACUGUUUGUGAUGUAACGGAUCGUAACCGAAGAAUGGCUCUUUAUAAUCGAUGUUUGGUUGAAUACUCCAUUUAAUGAAAAGUUAUGAUAACACCGGAGAAAAACUUUGUAAUAACUAUCCGGCAAGAAAUUCGUUGGAGAGCAGCAUAAGUGAAACAAUGAUAGUAACAACAAUAAUAAGUGAAAAUAAUGCUGUUGCAAUAAAAUAAAUAGACGUUCGAAACGUA